AUGCCAUUACAUCUAGCGUCUUUUGACGGAAGCGCCGAGGUGGUUGAAUAUUUAGUAAAGAAAGGAGCUAAAAUUAGUGAAUCGAACAAGGACGGGAGAAAACCAAUACAUUUCGCAGUUUUGGCUGGGUCUUUCAAAGUUGUUGAGUACUUACUGAAUUGUGGAAAAGAAAAAGCCGGCAUAAAUGCAAAAGACAAUAAUGGGAGAACCCCGCUUUAUGAAGCAAUUUCUAUGAACUUUCUCAAAAUUGCAAACUACUUGGUUGACCAAGGAGCAGACACCAACGAAACAGAUAAUGACAAAAAAACACCAUUACAUAUCGCAGCUGAAAAUGGUGGAAUGGAAAUGGUACAGUGCUUGCUAGGUGGAGGAGCUAAUGUCAAUGCUAAAGAUAAAAACGAUGUGAUUCUUUAA
Enterobius vermicularis (human pinworm) is the source of this 414-nucleotide messenger RNA. The record is from the annotation of a GenBank genome assembly. NCBI's taxonomy places the organism in Eukaryota, Metazoa, Nematoda, Chromadorea, Rhabditida, Oxyuridae.